Messenger RNA from Penicillium maclennaniae, 834 nucleotides. RefSeq names its product isocitrate lyase/PEP mutase family protein. The record is from RefSeq and is a predicted model, not a curated record. Gene Ontology annotation, molecular function: catalytic activity. Lineage: Eukaryota; Fungi; Ascomycota; Eurotiomycetes; Eurotiales; Aspergillaceae. The coding region runs from base 1 to 834 and encodes 277 amino acids. The transcript has a single exon.
AUGAAUACUCAGAACGAAAUCGCCCAACACCUCAUAAGUCUCCACAAUCCCGGCAACCGAAUCAUUCUCCCAAACGCCUACGACGCAGCUACCGCGACAAUAAUCGCUUCCCUACCAACCGCCCACGCCGUUGCAACAGCAUCCUUCGCAAUUGCGGCCACCCUCGGCGUAAAGAACUCAGCACUCACCAAGAUCAAAAACAUAUCCGCGCUAAAAUCUAUCGCGUCAGCCGUGCACGCCGUCAACUGCACCAAACCCAUAACGGUGGACCUGCAGGACGACUACGGCUCAGUGGCCGAGCUUUCCGCCACAAUCCCGGAAGUCAUUCAUUUGGGUGCGGUGGGGUGUAAUCUCGAAGAUCUAGAUAGUGGGACUGGUGCAUUGAGGACGCUGGAGGAUGCCGUAGAAAGGGUCCGGGCUGUUGUGAAGGCUGCUGCAGAGGCGAGUAUUCUUGAUCGCGUAGUAAAUGCGCGGACGGAUGUACUUUGCCAAGAUGGAAUGGGUAUUCCGGAUGCGGUGGCGGGAGGACGGGCAUUUUUGGAGGCGGGGGCGUGUACGGUUUUCGUUUGGGGCGGGCCGUGGGGAAGGGGGAUUUAUAGUAACGAGGGUAGGGAGUUAGUGAGAGCGUUGCUGGGUAUGGUCAAUGUGAAGAUGUCGUUGAACAGUUUCUUGGAUGUGCAGCAGCUUCGGGAUCUUAGUGUCGCGAGGAUCAGUGUUGGUCCUGAGUUGUGGAAGGCAGCGAUGAGAACAUUCCAGCAGCGUGCGGAAGUCCUGCUAAGGCCAUUUCAAUUUGAAUAUUUAUCCCGACAAUGCUUUUGGGAUACAGCAAGGUGA